Messenger RNA from Morone saxatilis (striped sea-bass), 2828 nucleotides. It is a transcript of the gene tor4aa, whose product is annotated as torsin family 4, member Aa. Gene Ontology annotation, cellular component: endoplasmic reticulum lumen; nuclear envelope. Gene Ontology annotation, molecular function: ATP binding; ATP hydrolysis activity. Bases 138 to 1469 code for a protein of 443 amino acids. The record is from RefSeq and is a predicted model, not a curated record. The transcript has 3 exons. Lineage: Eukaryota; Metazoa; Chordata; Actinopteri; Moronidae.
UAGACAGAUAGGAGGGCCCUUCCUGAGUUGAGCUUGCUUUGCUGUGUGGGGCUGUUCUCUCCUUCCUCCACUCCCAAGACUAUGGACUAAACCUACACAGAAAAAGUCUCUUUAGAAGCAUUAAAGCUACAUUGAAGAUGAGUGACCAGGACAGCAGCGCCUCGGCGUCUCAAACAGAGGAGGAGUUGGAGGGAGAGAUGGAUGAAGAGAUGGAUGAAGAGAUGGACGAAGAGGCAGAGGGCGAGGGAGAAAAAGAUGACAAACACAGGGCCAGUCCAGUCCCCAGUCUGUCCAGCUUCUCCUCGUCUCUGCGCGCCGUCAUACGCAUCAAGCAGAAGUACCAGGCCAUAAAGAAGCGGCGCCAGGAGCUGGCCCUGGGCCUGGCAGGAGCCGGGACCCUCACAGGGGCCCCGGCUCGAACCAGCCCCAAAAUCUUCACCUUCGAUGGAGUCACCCCCUUCGCCUUCUCCUCCCUGUCGUCCUCCGUCCCUCAGAAGAAGAAGAGGAGGAGGAGGAAACGGGUGCUGUAUCCCAACGGAGGAGGCUGCAGGGCCCCGCCGAAGCAGGAGCGCAGCCGAGCCAAGUACUGCCUCUACCUGCUCUUCGCCAUCGUCUUCAUCCAGGUGUACAACGCCAUCGAGAACCUGGACGACCACGUUCUCAGAUACGACCUGGAGGGGCUGGAGAAGACGCUGAGGAGAGAGGUGUUCGGGCAGCAGGGAGCUGUGGAGGGUCUGCUGUCCCACCUGAAGGACUACCUGUCCACCUACGUCCACAACAAGCCCCUGGUGGUGUCCCUGCACGGCCCCAGCGGCGUGGGAAAGAGCCACCUGGGGCGCCUCCUGGCCGGACACUUCCGCUCCGUGGUGGGCGAGACGCUGGUGCUGCAGUACUACGUCCUCCACCACUGUCCCCAGGAGGCCGACGCCCUGCAGUGCGCCCGCAACCUCUCCGCUAUCAUCUCGGAGAUGGUGGAACGCGCAGAGGAGGAGGAGAAGAUCCCGCUCUUCAUCUUCGACGAGGCCGAGCACAUGCACAACGAGAUCCUGGACGCGCUGAAGCAACUGGUGGCGUCCAAACAGUCCAACGAGUACCUGAACGCCAUCUACCUGUUCCUGAGCAACCUGGGUCACGCACACAUCACCAAACAUAUGCUACACAACUCCUCAAGUAUUUCAGCAUCAGGUCGCCAUAGUAACCUGGUAAAAGAGCUGACUCCGAUAUUACGCAACACCCUGGAGAAGUUUCACCUCCUGUGGACAGAGGCAGACAUCUUACCUCUGAGCCUCUUGGAGAAAGGUCACGUGAUGGAGUGCUUCCUGGACGAAAUGACUCGAGAGGGCUUCUACCCGGAUCAUACUAACAUAGAGCGCCUCGCGGGGGAGAUUGAGUAUUACCCCGCGGUAGGGGGGCAUGAAUAUUCCCAGACUGGCUGCAAGCAAGUGGUGGCCAAAGUCAAUCUGCUGUGAAAUCCUCUGCAGGAAAUGUUUGGAUGUUUCACAUUCUUCUAAAAAAAAAAACAUGAAGAAAGAGUGCGUGAGGAGCAAACGAGGGUUAAAGGUUACGAAACUUGAAUGACACAACUCAGAGUCAGACCACGCUUUCAAGAGCUGUUUUGAAAGAGUGAAGAAAGACAGAAGGAACGCUGAAGACAUUCGGCUCUGUCGUGGGAAAUGGCGUGAAUCCUGUGAAGAGGUCUGAAAACGCCCCCUCCCAUCCCGGUCCACAAACAGUCCUUAAAGGGUCAGUUCACCUAAAUUAUGACACAAACAUGCAGAUAGUUUUAGAUUUUGAGGUAUCGGCCUGCAUGCAAACACAAUGGAGGUGCCAGUAAGUUAGUUUAUGGUGUACAAGAGACUAAAUGACGACCAUGUGCAAGAGGCAGCUCUGUUAUCUCCGUUAGCAGAUAGUUGGUGAAAAUAUCAAUAUGAGGACUGAAUUUAAUACAUUUACUCUUUGUCAGAUGACAGAUGAGACCAGAAUUUGUUUGGAUUUUGGUGAAACUGGAUCAUAUUUAGUGGAGAAAAUAUUUCCUGGUUUUCCCCCUGAUGUCGUCCUCCGACUCCCAGUAAAUUUCAGAUCUUCCUGAUGGGAAUAUAGCUUUACAUUUACUUGCUAAAGUAACCGAUAACAGCCAAGUGUUAACUGAGCCCAGUUCCGUUGUCUGCUCGCCACCAGCAUCCUGUGGUCGCAGCAUUAAACAAACAUAUUCAAGGUCCUUUGUGGAUGAAUUUUCAUGACUUCAUUGGUCAUCUGACCUUUUCCUGAAGCCCAAGUUUACAUUAUUUGGUUUUAAGUGAAUAAUCUCAACUUCAGACUUCAUCCCCGUCAGGUUGAAGUGUAAUAACUUUGGUGAAUGCUUAAAGGUGGUGUAAACAAUUCCUGAAAAAUCCAACACCUUGACAGAUACCAUGAUUUAGUGCAAGCAACAACAUAGCACGUAAUGCAACCAACAUCAGCUGUUGUGGGUUUGCAAAGUGUUGCUGCUGCACAGUUAAUGUGCAGAGAGGACGGGACGGUUUCCCAGCAGCUCCAGACAGCGAGACUCACGGCUCUCCUGCUGUUGAAGCUAACAUCACAACAACAACAGCAUAUCUUGGCAAACUGUCCGUGUUCAAGUGAUUAAAUGUUACCUGAUACACCCCGGCUGGAAUAACAAGUAUUGUGUGGCCGGGAAAGCACAAGAAAAUACAGGUUUUAAAUCUAAAAGUUGGGUUUUAGUUAUUGGACCAUUAAAAGAGGUCAACAAACCAUAAAUUUACUAAAAAUUAAGGCUAAAAUUAAAACUAGGCUAACAGAACGAGGUGUCGGAUCAAACCAAUAAAUAC